CCCACUACUCUCCUCUCCACCCAACCUUUAAUUUUAAAAAGAAAGAAGACCGAACCCUUAUCCCACUCCAUCCACAAUACAUCCCACCCCAACACAAACACAGAUCGGUCCAAUUAGCCCUUUUCCUUUUUUGGGCCCAAUCUUCUCUCUCUCUCUCCCCCUCUCCCCCGCCCCCCUUCCCUCCUCCCUCCGGCCUCGGCGGAAAACCCUAGAUCUCCUCCAGCUGCUCCGGCUACGACCUCCCUUCCGACUCCAUCAUCCUUCGAGGAUCUCUCUCCCGGACAAAAGAUGGCGAGCCUAACAACGGAAGAGAACUAUGAGCUGAUGGCAACUCCUGAAUCUCAGCCCAGCAAGAGGAGGAAAAAGAAGUCCAUUGUCUGGGAGCACUUCACCGUUGAGACUGUGAGCGCUGGAACCAGAAGGGCUUACUGCAAGCAGUGCAGGCAGAGCUUUGCGUACAGCACUGGCUCCAAGGUUGCAGGCACCAGUCACCUCAAACGCCACAUUGCCAAAGGCACCUGCCCUUCUCUCCUGCGCGGCAGUAACCAGGAGAAUCAGAUGACCCCAUACUCUGCCCCUGCUAAGGUGGGUUCUGACCCUCCGAAGCGGCGCUACCGUACAUCCGCCUCCCAAUAUGUCCCUUUUGACCAGGACCGUGCUCGCCAUGAGAUUGCAAGGAUGAUCAUCUUGCAUGACUACCCACUUCACAUGGUGGAGCAUCGUGGGUUUGUAUCCUUUGUGCAGAACCUUCAGCCCCGUUUCGACCUUGUGAACUUCAGUGGCGUCCAGGGGGACUGCAUUGCUACUUACCUGAGUGAGAAGCAAGGCGUGAUGAAGUUCAUCGAGGGAAUGCCAGGACGAGUGUGCAUCACUGUGGACUCUUGGGCGUCAAGCCAGAGCAUGGCAUAUCUUUUUAUGACUGGUUACUUCAUGGACAUCGACUGGAAGAUCCAUUGCAGGCUUCUAAAUGUUGUGAUGGAGCCGUUCCCUGACUCAGACACUGCCCUGAGCCAUGCGGUUGCUACGUGCCUCUCCGAGUGGAAUCUCGAGAGCAAGCUAUUCUCUCUCACUUUCAAUCAGCCAUUGUCUGAAGGUGCUCGUGAGAAUCUCCGGCCAUUCCUUGCCAUUAAGAAUCCAUUGAUCCUCAAUGGCCAGCUGUUGAUUGGGAGCUGCAUAGCCCGUGUCCUAACUGAAGCUGCGAAGGAUGUGUUGGGGGCAGGGCAAGAGGUGAUCAGGAAAAUCCGGGACAGUGUAAAGUACGUGAAGACCUCGGAAUCGCAUGAGGAGAAGUUUGUUGACCUCAGGAACCAGCUGCAGGUCCCGAGUGACAAGAACCUCUCUUUAGAUAACCAGACUCAAUGGAACACAACGUUUGAGAUGCUGGCAGCCGCGUCUGAGCUUAAGGAAGUGUUCACCUGCUUGGACACGUCUGACCCUGAUUACAGGGGGGGGGCCUCACUUGAGGAGUGGAAGCAAGUGGAGACACUCUGCACCUACCUGAAGCCUCUGUACGAUGCGGGCAGUGCUCUUACCUCCCCGGCCAAUGCUUCCGCAAUCACGAUGUUCCAUGAAGUGUGGAAGAUCCAGUCAGAUCUAUCACGUGCUGUCACAAGUGAGGACCCCUUCAUCGCAGCCCUUACGAAGCUGAUGCUCGAGAAGAUUGACAAGUACUGGAAGGACUGCAGCCUGGUGUUGGCGAUAGCCGUGGUCAUGGACCCUCGGUUCAAGAUGAAGCUUGUGGAAUUCAGCUUCUCGAAGAUGUAUGGUGAAGAUGCGCCAACUUACGUCAAGAUUGUUGACAAUGGUAUCCAUGAGCUGUUUCUAGAAUAUGUGUCGCUUCCCCUGCCUCUCACCCCCACUUAUGCGGAGGAAGGGAGCGGCGUGAGGACCGAUGAUCCAUCCUCUCAAGGAGGGGGAGGGACCCUUCUGUCAGACCAUGGGCUCACAGACUUUGACGUCUACAUCAUGGAGACCAGCGGGCAGCAGAUGAAGUCGGAGCUGGACCAGUAUCUGGAUGAGACUCUGCUGCCCAGGGUGCAGGAGUUUGACGUGCUGGGUUGGUGGAAGUUGAACAAACUCAAGUACCCAACCCUCUCAAAGAUGGCUCGCGACAUCCUUUCGAUACCUGUCUCCACCCUGGCCCCUGAGGCUGUGUUUGACACGACGACCAGGGAGAUGGAUCAGUACAGGAGCUCCCUGAGACCCGACACCGUGGAUGCCCUUUUCUGCGCCAAGGAUUGGAUGCAGUAUGGAUCAGCUGCUGCUGCUGCUGGUGCUGCUGAGGUCUCAAAUGCGCUUGUAAAGGUGGAAUUCUCGGGUUAGGCUCGGUUAAGCUAGGCUAGGUUAGGCUAGGCUAGGCACAUUCAUUAGGGAUAAUUGUAAGGUUCUUGUGAGUGAGUGGUUUACGGAGUGAGCGAGUGAUUGUCAACUCUUGCUGUUACUGGUUGUAAUUUAACUCUCCUUGGGUUGUCAUUCUUCGCAUUCAUGUCGGAGGAUUUGGAUGAUGCUUGCAACGAUCGGUGCCUUAUUUCCUUAUGUAUGUUUUUGCUCGCAUAGAUGAGUCGGAAUUGAAAUUGGCUUCUUUUCUUA
This is a messenger RNA of Punica granatum (pomegranate), 2589 nucleotides long. NCBI's taxonomy places the organism in Eukaryota, Viridiplantae, Streptophyta, Magnoliopsida, Myrtales, Lythraceae. The record is from RefSeq and is a predicted model, not a curated record.